Messenger RNA from Argiope bruennichi, 1308 nucleotides. RefSeq lists its product as uncharacterized. The record is from RefSeq and is a predicted model, not a curated record. Lineage: Eukaryota; Metazoa; Arthropoda; Arachnida; Araneae; Araneidae. Gene Ontology annotation, biological process: negative regulation of cell differentiation; dorsal/ventral pattern formation; negative regulation of BMP signaling pathway. The transcript is spliced from 4 exons. Bases 315 to 1256 code for a protein of 313 amino acids.
AUAAGAAUUUUUGCAAGAUUUUUUUUCUAAAGUCUUGGAUUAUGUGUGCUUAAAAGUGCUUUGUGUUUGAAAAUUAUGUGUAUUGAAAUGUUCAUUAAUGGAUAAUCUGUUAUUCCUAAAUACUUCAUCAUAUUCUCGGUGAAAAGUCCGUCCCUAUUACCUGUCUAGACGACGCCUGGGGGUGGGAAAAAAGGGAGCCACACAUCCUUCUGGUCACUUCCCUCGCAGUCGCAAUGAAAAGGGUUUUGGAGCCACCUAUAGCAGCGUCUGGGAUACACUAAAGAAAACACACAAGGAAAAAAAUCUUUUAAGACAUGUCUCCAUUCAACUUCAGUAGACUUCUCCAGCUCUUUUAUGUUAUCCUCAUCAUCAUAAGCGAGAUUGCUGCUGACGAGAGUUUCGAUUAUGAUUUGAUUCUCUCUCCUAGAAACAAUUCUCGGAGUCGCCUACACACCCAUCUGCCUUCCGAAUCUAGGACCAAACGACCCAAAAAAAUCCACAAUCGAGAAGGUGGCAGCCGAUUUUUGACAAGAAGAAAUCAGAAGGCUAGAAAAAAGAAGCUUGACAAAUCUUCUUUUUUAGGUCUCAUGGGAGAUGACUUCAAAGAGCCUUGGAUGACUUACAAAGAACCAAAAAAGCCAAUAAUAUCGAUUCCUCCAGAUGAAAUCCGGAACCUUACUGCUAUCAAAGGUAGUUGGGCGACCACAGAGCUAGAAAGCGAAUUGGCCCGCCUAAACCUCACAGCUGACUUGACGAAGUUCGCUCCAGAACUUUUACCUCAUGAAGCUCUGGUCCGCCAGUAUUUACUAAAAAGAACUUCCUGUCCAGUAGAAUUCACGUGGAAAGAUUUGGGUAACAAAUAUUGGCCAAGAUGGGUGAGGCAAGGAGAAUGCAUAAACCGAGGAGGUGUUUGCUCCUUCCCUCCAGGAAUGAUCUGUGUUCCAGGAGUUUCGACAGUUGUCCAUCUCCUUCACUGGCAAUGCUCAAAACGAAUGGAUAGGACAUCUAGAAGUGCUAUCAAUUAUGAUGAUGGAUAUUAUAUAGAAUAUAAGAGACCUGUAGCGGCAAAACCUAAACCUAACGGCAAAGCUAGAAAGAUAGAUGUGUUUAAACCACCUAAGAUGGAGACUUCUGUUCUCUACAAGAAAAGAGUUCCUCCUCUGCCAUCUGCUAUUCAUCUGCCACGGAAAACAAGACGAUGUGAAUGGAAGAAAGUGCCUUAUCUAAUAACUAUCGAUUGUUUCUGUGCUUGUUAAACUAAAUUAAUUAUUAGGGGCCAAAUAUUUUUGAACUUCCUACAAAUUUCGA